AUGACGUCCGCCACACCCCCUUCCUCCCGUAGCUCCUCCCCCCAGAAAGUGUGCCACUCCCAGACCAGCGGACAUUCUGAAACCCUGCUGGGCGGCGGCCUCUCUGGCGCGGGCGGGACUCUGAGGAAGAGGAGGCGGGUCCUGUAAGAUGGGCGGAGCAACGUGCGCAUCGAGCACAUCAGUGGGCAGAGCUCUCUGUACAUGCGUGACCUGUACACAUUCCUGGACAUGCAGUGGCGCUACAAGUUCUUCCUGUUCACCGCCACCUUUGCGGGGACGUGGUUCUUCUUUGGGGUGCUGUGGUACCUGCUGGCGCUGGCGCACGGCGAUCUGCUGGAGUUUGACCCUCCGUCCAACCACACGCCCUGUGUGCUGCAGAUGCAGACCCUGACGGGCGCCUUUCUGUUCUCGCUGGAGUCCCAGACCACCAUCGGUUACGGCUUCCGCUGCAUCACGGAGGAAUGCCCGGUGGCCAUCGUCCUCCUCAUCAUCCAGCUGGUCCUCACCAUGCUGAUGGAGAUCUUCAUAACUGGAACCUUCCUGGCUAAGGUUGCUCGGCCGAAAAAGCGAGGCGAGACCGUAAAGUUCAGCCAGCACGCUGUGGUGUCGACACAGGAGGGUCGACCCUGCCUGAUGAUCAGGGUGGCCAACAUGCGCAAAAGUCUUCUGCUGGGCUGCCAGGUCACUGGUAAGCUGCUCCAGACAUCCCUGACCAAGGAGGGUGAAACGGUCCGUCUGGACCAGAGGAACGUUACCUUCCAAGUGGACACGUCCAGCGACAGCCCCUUCCUCAUCCUGCCACUCACCUUCUCCCACAUCAUUGACGACGCCAGCCCUCUGAAAGCCUGGGCGGCCAAGGGUGGCGGCUGGACGGACCCAGACUUGGCCGACUUCGAGUUGCUGGUGAUCUUGAGCGCCACCGUGGAGCCGACCUCAGCCACAUGCCAAGUCCGCACGUCCUACCUGCCCGACGAGAUCCUUUGGGGCUACGAGUUCCCCCCCGUCGUCUCCCUCUCCCAAUCGGGUAAAUACGUGGCGGACUUUUCUUUCUUCGACAAGGUGGCCAAGAGCAAAAGCCCGCCGGUCUUUAAACCUUCCAGCCACGCCUACCAGAGCAACGGGGGCGGGACUGUUCCCGAGGCGUCCGACAAAGAGAAGAUCCGCCUGGAGCAGAGCUACCGAGAGCGCGGGGAGGACCGCGAGCGGGUCAGGGACUCUAAGAUUAGUGUGCGCAUUAGCAACGUGUGAAGAACGCGGAGCGGCACUUCAAUAGUACUUCAAAAUAAAAUGGUGGGAGGCGGUACACUAGAACGUACACAAUGACCUCGGCCAUGCCCGCACAUGGUGAUAUAUAUUUUAAAAAAAUAUUAAAAACACUACAUUUACUGUCUUUUGUCCACACACUAACUGUGCCUUUGCCAGAAAUGACUCUCUUCAGGCUUCUGAUUGGCCACAAUGGCCUGAAGGUUUGGAAACUUCAGCGCCCCCUGUAGCUUUGGCAUACACACAGCAGCUUGCUAAUGUGUUUGAACCCCGAAUGCAGCUGAGAUAGGCUCCAGCACCCCUCUCGCGACUACAAAUGGGACAAGCGGUAGAAAAUGGAUGGAUGGACAGAGUGCGGACAGCGCUUUGAAAAAAUAUCAGUGUACGUGUGGACCUGAACUGUAAUGUUAAAAAAAGAAGUUGUUACACUAACAGAACAUAACACCACCUAACCUCAUUAAGUGUUUUCAUUUGAACGACAUGCCACACAAUCAUGUAUUUAUCAAGUAAAUGAAGGAAUACUACGAAAAUAUCUAAAAAAUAAAAUAGCUAACUUGCCGUGA
Nerophis ophidion (straightnose pipefish) is the source of this 1826-nucleotide messenger RNA. Its product is annotated as ATP-sensitive inward rectifier potassium channel 10-like. Lineage: Eukaryota; Metazoa; Chordata; Actinopteri; Syngnathiformes; Syngnathidae. The record is from RefSeq and is a predicted model, not a curated record. Gene Ontology annotation, molecular function: inward rectifier potassium channel activity. Gene Ontology annotation, cellular component: plasma membrane. Gene Ontology annotation, biological process: potassium ion import across plasma membrane; regulation of monoatomic ion transmembrane transport.